Paramisgurnus dabryanus is the source of this 1136-nucleotide messenger RNA. Lineage: Eukaryota; Metazoa; Chordata; Actinopteri; Cypriniformes; Cobitidae. The record is from RefSeq and is a predicted model, not a curated record.
GAAGAGGAGAUUGACUUUAAGAACAAGAUGGCUCCACUGUUAAUGUUUCUCAUGGCAGUGCUGGUGGCAGCAGAUGGUCUCUCAGCUCCAGCAGGGUCUGCCUCUCUCUCAGUGGUGUACUGUGAUUUGUUAACUUAUUGUCUUGAUGGGGAAAAAUGCUGUCGGACUCCACUUGGGCAGUGGACUUGCUGUGAAUAUGCUAUGGGUCAGUGCUGCAGUGAUGGUUUUCAUUGCUGCCCUAAUGGUUUUAACUGCGAUUCAACAUCAACCUUUUGUUUGAGUGGAUGGUUGAAACGACCAUCUUCUUUCCAGCUGGCAUCCAAAGCAACCCAGAAAACCCAGAUUGUGCGGCUGGAUAAAGCUAGAUCGCAGAAUCAGGUUGAGUCUGUAAAGUGUGAUGUGAAUGUCUACUGUCCAGUAGAGAUGGUCUGCUGCAAAACACAGACUGGCCAAUGGGGCUGCUGCAGCGGUCAAGCAAACUAAUUUGAUUUAGUUUAUGUCUGUGGUUCUCAAACCUUUUCAACAACAGGGGCCUCAUUUAUAAAAUGCUGCAUAGAAACCACCCUACAUUUGAUCGUACGAUCAUACAAAAAUGCGUACGUGUGAUUCAUAAACCGAACAUACACACAGAAAACGUGCGUACCCCUUUCUUUCAGAUGUUAAAUCUAUUAAUCGCAAAUGAUCUUGAACUUGUGCGCAGCUGAGCAGUUUCAGAUCUCCGCCUUUAAACGACGCCUAAUUAAUGUCAUUGACAUAUAAAAGAGCACCUGUAAAUGUUUAAACCCUUUCGAGCAGCUAGAAUGGCUUAUAUUUUCAAAAACCUGCAGCAAUCGGACAAGCAAAAGUGGGUAUGUCUGCUCAGAUCCUGACGUGGCGCUAAAAACUUUUCCAUGUCAUGCCGUGGAUUUUUGUGUACGCACACUUUACGAUCAAAUCUGUGCGUACAGUACGCACGCUUUAUAAAUGAGGCCCCUGGUGUGUAUGCAUCCAUAGACAUAAAUAGAGACCACAUUGAUGACUGCUUUGGCAUGUUGCUGUGAUGUGCCAACAGACAGUAUCACCAUAUCGAUGAGAUGAAGUAAAUAGAAUAAUUUUUCUGGAUUAAAACACAUUUACAUUUAUUUUUUAAUCAUCAA